AUGCUGAGAAACCUGUUCGCCACUGCUCGUAGAUUCGCUUCUUCAGACUCGCCGAGAAAAGUGGUAGUUUGCUCAAACGGAACGAUCGCUGCGUGGCAUCCACCCCAAGAAUUCCCCUACGAGCACACGAAACCAAUCGAUUUGAGUUCAAAAACCGAUCAAACGUCGUCUUCUCGUCUCUCAGCGGCCGCCCGUGCUUCUGUAAUCCCACGUGAGCCAGUCAACGCCGAGCUCAAAGAGAUCUUCUACACCAGCAAGCACGAGUGGUACUCGAGGUAUGAAAAUUUUCAAAAUUCAAAAAUUUUCCUAUUUUUCAGAACCCGCGAAGAGCGUCUCCGCAACGUCGCCGCCCCAAAUUUUAUAUUGGCACUGGAACACCAACCAGUUUACACAGUGGGUAUUCGAAGCAAAGGGUAUACGAAAGAGGAGGAGGAACGGUUAAAGGCACUAGGCGCUGAGUUUUACAGAACAUCCCGAGGCGGUCUAAUCACAUUCCAUGGUCCCGGCCAACUGGUUUUGUAUCCGAUUUGCGAUGUUCGCAGGGUUUCUACAAAGCAAUUGGGGGUGAGGAGUUUUGUCGAUAAGCUUGAGCAGACGAUAAUCGAUUCGGCGACGGAUGGUUUUGGGAUUCAUAACGUUGGAAGGACAGAGAAUACAGGCGUCUGGGUAAACGGCGAACGAAAGCUCGCUGCGAUCGGAAUCGCUGUGUCGGGCGGUGUGUCUUAUCACGGAAUCGCAAUCAACUGUAACACCGAUUUGACGUGGUUUGAUAAUAUCGUCGGCUGCGGAAUCGAAGGCGUCUCCACCACAUCCCUCUCGCUUGAAACCCGCCGAAACAUCAGUGUGUCUGAAGCUCGUCCAAUUCUUCUCAACUCUUUUGCAAAUAAUUUUGAGUGCCUUCUGUCUUAA
Caenorhabditis briggsae is the source of this 909-nucleotide messenger RNA. RefSeq names its product Protein CBR-LPL-1 (gene Cbr-lpl-1). NCBI's taxonomy places the organism in Eukaryota, Metazoa, Nematoda, Chromadorea, Rhabditida, Rhabditidae. Gene Ontology annotation, cellular component: mitochondrion. Gene Ontology annotation, biological process: protein lipoylation. Gene Ontology annotation, molecular function: lipoyl(octanoyl) transferase activity. The transcript is spliced from 6 exons. Bases 1 to 909 code for a protein of 302 amino acids. The record is from RefSeq and is a predicted model, not a curated record.